Molecule: messenger RNA, 672 nt
Organism: Zootermopsis nevadensis
Lineage: Eukaryota; Metazoa; Arthropoda; Insecta; Blattodea; Termopsidae
Gene: ND-13A
Product: NADH dehydrogenase (ubiquinone) 13 kDa A subunit
Biological process (GO): mitochondrial electron transport, NADH to ubiquinone
Cellular component (GO): respiratory chain complex I
Source: RefSeq, a predicted model, not a curated record
AAUGUAUCCCUCCGAUUCUGAAAGUAUUACACACGGCUUAAAGGAAAUGGUACUGAGGUUUCAUUUAUAAUCUGUGUAGUGUGUUCAACUGUGAUUUUCGGAGUGGUAGGGGAAUGGUAUCAUGGCGUAUAUUGGUGGUAGGAAUUUGUUGAUAAUACAUAAACAAAUAGAGCUUUUAAAAUUUAUUCAGCCUGUUCCUACAGUUUAUUCUAGGUUCUCAUCCGGUGAUACCUCACGACAUUCUUUGCAACCUUUAGAGAAGGAAACCCAUACUGGACAAAAAUGGGACAAAAAUGAUUAUCGUCUGGUACGCUUUGUUGAAAGACCGAAGCAAGUAAACACUAAUUUUGCCAUCAAGCUAAUAGAUGAAGUACCUCCAGCUCCUAGGACAGAAAGGGUAGUCUGGUGUGAUGGAGGUGGUGGCCCAACCGGACAUCCUAAAGUCUAUAUAAAUCUGGACAAACCAGGCAAUCAUGUGUGUGGCUAUUGUGGACUACGUUUUGUAAAGGAAGAUUUUCAUUAAAUUUGGAGCUUCAAGAGUAGAUAUUCUGCUCAUAGCUUAAUGUGUUGCUAAUUACAAACAAGCUAUAUAAAGGUGCUGGUGAGGAGUUAGAUAUUUAAAAGUCAUGUUGUAUGUAUGAGUACAGUGAAUAAUAAAAUGCAAGUUUAGAA